This is a messenger RNA of Phytomonas sp. Hart1, 1497 nucleotides long. Lineage: Eukaryota; Euglenozoa; Kinetoplastea; Trypanosomatida; Trypanosomatidae. The record is from the annotation of a GenBank genome assembly.
AUGGAUAGUUUAAACCUUCCAGCACUUCAGCAAAUCAAGGUCAAUUUGGUUAAAGAAACGUCUAUUAUUACACCUUCUUCUUCGGUUGGUUUAUCGUUCGUCAGCGAGGAAUACACAGUGGUGGAAAAAGGGUUUAAUGAGGAUACUAUUCAGCCUUCGACCAAAUACACGGCUUCGUGUAUCUUUCCACAUCUCAUUGGAGUAUCAAAUUAUGAAAAGGAGUUUUUUUCAGUACCCUUCGCCUCCUCAAAGUCUUUGAAAGGCCUGAAAUUUAAGCAGCAAAUGCUAGAACAGGAGGAUGAAAGACACAUAUUGCAAUCUCAGGAGAGCAAGCAACGCGCUUUGCUAGUUAUAUCGGAAGUCGAUGAAUAUCAAGAACUUUAUUAUUAUUAUGAAUGCAAUUUAAUCAAAUUAGUUCAAGAAACCAAAAUUAUUUGUCAGAUGGAUAAGCGUGCAGGGGAAGAAGCUUAUCAUCAGAAAGUUAUUCAAACUCAAGAAAAAGAGGACUUGAGCAAUGAGGAAAAACAAUCUCGCGCACACCUAGAAAGAAUCGAAUUCGAUAGUCGUAAUUUCCUGAGCUCGAUGCGAGAUCUUCGAAUCCUGGAAAUCGAAGCAGAAUUGUUAAAAAUAAAAGAGCAGAGCGCUGCGACGUUAUAUUUACAAGCCUUAAACGUCCGCAAGCGUGAGUUGGAAGUUUCUCAAAAGUAUUAUCGUCCACCCCAGCAAUUUUAUUUAUUAUCCACCUCUGACCCCUUUCACGUGGUGGAGAUUGAUGCCGAGGAAACGGAAAGUAGGCGCCGCACCCAACAACGGGAGGCCCAUCGCGUGCUUUACACCCUUUCCGAGGAAGAAUUCGCCGCCCGACAGCGGCUCUAUUAUCAUCAUGGGCUAACUUGGAUGCGGUUCGCGUAUUUAAAAGGGGCCGCUUUGAUCGCCUUACACGAAGAGCCUUUGCUUCGAACGGGUUUGGCGAAACUGUUAGGAUUGGGGGCCUGCCAGCCGCGUUUGGGGGCGUUUAUUCGCAUCCAACGAUGGUGGCGUCUUUUGAGGAGCCGGCCGUGGUCGGCGUGGCGUCGGGAGAAUUUGAAAAAGGACCUCGCAAAAAUGCCUAGACACCAUUCGCGAUUAAAGUUCAAGGAGGAAUCUUCUAACCCCAAAGGACGAAGUUUUACCAUUGAGGACGAUCUUGUAUCCCUAUCAAAGGCAGCGGAGCAGUAUCGAUAUGAUAUUAUGAUGGAUCAUUAUCUUUAUUUAUUAGGAGUAAAAAUAACGUCCUUCCUGAAGGAGGAACAAUAUGAGUUUAAACUCGCCCAAUUGAAUCGCUCGCGGGAUUUGACGACGUCUGGUGUGGAAGGAAGUUUAGUGGAAUCCGCCACCGAGGAUAGUUUUCAUGUGCUCUCCCAGAAUAGCUUGCUUAUUCUUUGUCGACCUCGUUUUGCGCUUCCGUAUGAUUUAUGGAGGCGUACGCGAUGGGUUAUGGGUUCACUUGAUAAUUAA